Molecule: messenger RNA, 2163 nt
Organism: Styela clava
Lineage: Eukaryota; Metazoa; Chordata; Ascidiacea; Stolidobranchia; Styelidae
Source: RefSeq, a predicted model, not a curated record
UUAUUUUUCGAUCUAAUGUAUUUAAUAAUAAGUGCAAGAAAAAACUUUCAUCACAAAUAGUAUCUGGAAAACCAAAUGCUUCAGAUGUUUUGACAGCGCAUCUACGUCAAAGGAACUAUCCACAUUGGACCUCUUAUUUUGUAAAGCAAAUAGUGUUAAGAAUGACCAAUUUGGAAAAUCUCAUUUCAAUUGGUCAGUUGAUUCAGUAAACUACCAUGUCUUACGAACUGGAUGUUGGCCAUUCUUAAAAUACCAUUGUACAAAGCGUCCAUAUGAAGAUCUCCGGUGGGAUAAUUGUUUUUUCGGGUUUUUAAAAGUCAUCAAUUUUGGUAUUCCCUGCUUUGCUUAUGGAGUCGGCUCUUGGUUUCUAAUCACUUUUGAAGAAAGGUUAAAACAAAAUAUGGCAAUGUAACUGUUUAUUUUUUAUAUAAAGAAGAUAAAGAUGCUAGAUAUUGAUAUUGUUACUUACAGUUACCUUGUGAAUACCUGAGGCAUUCUGUCUAAUGUGGAUUUACCUCAUCCAUUUUCAUUACAACAGUGUAAUCUAUGGCUGAGUUUUCACGAUGGAAAGCAGCUGCACUUGCUAAAGCAGAUUUAAGCAGGAAAGGAAGCAUAGAUUCUGCAAUUGAAAACGUUGUACAUUUUAUUAAUGGGCAGUCUGGUUAUUUCACCACGAGUUCUUGCUCUGGAAGAAUAUUGCUAUGUUCUGAUGCUCGCACAAAUAAUACCAAGAAAGGCUGUCAAUGGUACUUUGUAUCCCAUGAGAUUGUAAACCCUGUGGAUGUAAUUGAAAACUUAAAGAACAUUCAAGGGCCAAGCAAACUAAAAUUUGAACUUGUUAUGCAUGUGCAAUGCAAUAAUAUAGAAGCAGCCAAGUGUUUUCAUCAAGCAUCUGUAGCUGGAUUUCGUAACUCUGGAAUAAGCUUGGAAAAGGGGAGAAAAAUCAUAUCAGCUGUAAGAGGAACUGCUUGUUUGGAAGGAAACCGAAUAACUGAUGAUAAAUAUGUUGACUAUAUCAUAGAAACCGCAAAUAGAAAACUCCACCGGAACUUCGAAAUGAUCAAAGUUUUUGAAAGUGAAUUGAAAAAGACUCUUCCAAGUUAAAAUUUUGGCAAAAAAAGUUUUUUAUGAAGAUGGGUGUUAUUGUAGAAUCGCAGAUAUACCUGAGUGAAUGAUGAGGAGCCUUGGAUGGUACUGAAGGUUUUGAAGAUGCUGAUGAAUGAGAGGCAAACUGAAGAAUGUUGCUUAGACACUUCUGAUGUUGUGCAUCAUGCGCAAAUCAUUUGGCUACACAUAAUCUUCAUUUGGUAUCCGACAUGCAGCAUUAAUAUUAAUGGCAAAUUAUUGAAUUCUAUUUUCAUCAUUCUAUGCCAAGGACCACCAAACUACAGCCCACAGGCCGAAACCGACCAGUGGCGCCCUUUCAUCUAGACCGCGAUAACACGAACAAAGUUUUGUCCGAAUUUUUUUUCUAUGAGAUGUUUCCCCUAGAAUCGAUUUCCUUGUUUAUUUCGUAACAUUGAGCAAUCAGCAGGAUGCAAAAAACGACUUAACAAUAAAAUAAGCCUUUUCGCAUCAACUCAGACAGAUUUUCAGUCGUAGUUGUGAACAAUACCUCGUUUUUGCAAUUUUGAAUGCAAUUCGUUAGUUUUUGGCUGUGUUUCGGAAAUUUAAGUAUGAAUCAAAUAAGUCAAUCAUCAUUUUGUCAUCUUAGGAGUUGUAUUAUGGUUGCAGUGAUCCAAAAUUAUUCUAGGAAUAGCUGUGAUGGAAUAGGCUAAAAUUCUCUACGGGUACGCAACAUUUUUUGCGAAGAAUGUACGCUCCGGCGCGUGCUUUCGGCGAAACUGUUACUGUGUACGUUUCUUGUGCCAAAAUGAACGUAUACGUGCAUUUUGCGCUAAUAGUACUGUAAUCUCUCGUGUACUGCUCCGAAUUUCACAAGUCACAUUAACUUUUGUACUGCUUACAUGCGGCUAUGCAUGCCAGCGAUGUUUUGCUAACAGCUAACCUCAGGAUAGUUUUCAAGAUCUAGACAUCUUGUAUAUUUGUUUUGCUAUGAUGUUCUCAAUCUAUAUUCUGCGAUAUAGAAUUUGAUAUUCAAAUCUUCAGAAAUGUAGAAUUCAUAUUGUUGGAUAAAUUAAAUGGAUUUCCCAACUUUGUGAA